Heterocephalus glaber (naked mole-rat) is the source of this 2774-nucleotide messenger RNA. It is a transcript of the gene Aasdhppt, whose product is annotated as aminoadipate-semialdehyde dehydrogenase-phosphopantetheinyl transferase. The record is from RefSeq and is a predicted model, not a curated record. Gene Ontology annotation, cellular component: cytosol. Lineage: Eukaryota; Metazoa; Chordata; Mammalia; Rodentia; Bathyergidae. Gene Ontology annotation, molecular function: magnesium ion binding; holo-[acyl-carrier-protein] synthase activity.
AGGACGCCGCGAAGAAGGGGGUGGGGCCACGUUCUCAUCAGCGCCAUCAGGCUGGAGUGUUGCCUGCGGUGUGUAUGGUUUUCCCAGCCAAACGCUUCUGCUCGGUGCCAUCCAUGGAGGGCGUGCGCUGGGCCUUUUCCUGUGGCACUUGGCUGCCGAGCCGAGCCGAAUGGCUGCUGGCGGUGCGAUCGAUCCAGCCAGAAGAGAAGGAGCGCAUUGGCCAGUUCGUCUUUGCCCGGGACGCUAAGGCAGCCAUGGCUGGUCGUCUGAUGAUAAGAAAAUUAGUUGCGGAGAAAUUGAAUAUCCCUUGGCAUAAUAUUCGUUUGCAAAGAACUGCAAAAGGAAAACCAGUUCUUGCAAAAGACUCUUUGAACCCUUACCCCAAUUUCAACUUUAACAUCUCUCAUCAAGGGGACUAUGCAGUCCUUGCUGCUGAACCUGAGUUACAAGUUGGAAUUGAUUUAAUGAAGACUAGUUUUCCAGGUCGUGGUUCAAUUCCAGAAUUUUUUCAUAUUAUGAAAAGAAAGUUUACCAACAAAGAAUGGGAAACCAUCAGAAGCUUUAAGGAUGAGUGGACUCAACUGGAUAUGUUUUAUAGGAAUUGGGCACUGAAAGAAAGCUUCAUUAAAGCCAUUGGUGUUGGACUGGGAUUUGAAUUGCAACGGCUUGAAUUUGAUAUUUCUCCAUUAAACUUGGAAAUAGGCCAGGUUUAUAAAGAAACACGUUUGUACCUGGAUGGGGAAGAAGAAAAAGAAUGGGCAUUUGAGGAAAGCAAAAUAGAUGAGCACCAUUUUGUUGCAGUAGCUCUUAGGAAACCUGAUGGAUCUAGACAUAAGGAUGUUCCUUCCCAAGAUGAUUCUAAGCCAUCCCAGAGGCAGUUUACUAUUCUCACCUUCAAUGAUUUAAUAUCAUCUGCUGUUCCCAUGACACCUGAAGAUCCUUCAUUUUGGGACUGUUUUUACUUUACAGAAGAAAUUCUAAUACGAAAUGGUACAAAGUCAUGAUAUGAUGCGCUAAGUAACAAAAGAAAGUGAAAACUGUUUGUAAUCUUCCAUAUUCACUGAAAAAAUAAAUACCUGAUAGUAUCAAAUUUUAUUUUAAAAAGCAGUUUUUUUAAGAAGCCAAAACCUUUUACUAUUAAAAAAACAAGACUUCUCUUUCGAGAUAGAUCACUAGAGUAUGUUUCCCUCUUCCUGUCCAAACUUGGGUUGAAUUAAUAGAAAUAGAAAGGGUGGCAGAAUCUUCAACUGAUAAAGGAAGAUUGUAGAAAAGGUAAACAUGGAAAAAGGAAAUAUUUAAAUCCUAUCUCUCGGAGAUCACUACUCUUAAAACCUUGAUUCUUUCCAGAUCUUUUGUCUUGGCAAAUGAAUCCCUAUUAACUUUUUUUUUUUCCAGUGGGGACCUGCUAUUUUGUAAUUUGUUUAGCUCCUCAUGUGGUGUUGAUAAUUUUACCUCUUAUAUGAACUAGUGGUUCUAGAGUACUUUCUUGUAUGACUAAUAUCAAUUUGAUCUGAGGUAACUGUUCAAUUACAGUUGGCUUAAGUAACUAGGAACAUUUACAAUUCAGGGUGGUUGUUUUUUGAAUUUUUUUUGUUUGGCCUUAGCCUCAAUUUAUUUAUUUUGCCUUAGGCUCAUUCCUCUUCCCAGUUACAAGAACAACUGCUAUAACUUCCAGUUUUACAUCUUAAUAAAAUUGCAUCUACAGGACAGGAAAGGAGAGAGGCUAUUUUUCCUAUUUUGUUUUAUUCGUGAGGAGGCCAUCUCCCAGUAGCCCCUGAAACUGUCCCCUCAGUUUCUGUCUUCUGACAUCUGGUCACAGAGGAAACCAGCGUCUUGACACUUUUUGCCUCUGUUAGUAGAUUCUGUUGGAAAAGAAAAGGCUAAGACAAGUUGGAGAGGACAACAUUGAGCUGCAGCCCACUAUCUGGCAUAAGGUAUAUUGUAAUAGGCUCGUUUUCCUCUGUAUUAGACAUUUUGGUUGUCUGCAUUUUAUUACUGAAGUGGUAGUGCAGUGAAUGUCCUUGUACAUUUUAAGGAAAAUACUUAAUUACAUUCUUAAGAAAGUUUUAGAAGUAGAGUAACUGAUGCAAAGGGCUUAAAUAAGCAUUCAUUUUUAAAGGUUUGGUAUUACCAUAUUGCUCUUUAAAAAGGCUGUGCAAUAAAUUGUACACUUUCAUUUAGGAAUAUAUAUGUGACCACUUCCACCUAUAUGCUCCCUGAUCAAGUAUUAUCUUUUUUUUCCUGUAUAUUUAAUCUUUGCUAGCAUAACUGAAAAAUAUGACAUUUUAAAAAUUUGUGUUUCAUUACAAGUGAGAUAUAUCAAUGUUAUUAUUAGCUAUUUGUAUUUCUUUUUUUAUGAACCUUUUGCUCAUCUUCAUCUGUUUUUAUGUUAAAAAUAGCACAUAAAAUGUGAACAUAAUAUAUUAAGAUGCCAAGAUCAUCAUAUUGAUGCCAGAAUCUAUUGUAUGGUUGUAGUGCAUGUCUUCAGGGUUAGUCUUGUUAUUAAAUAUCAAGAAGUAAAAUAUUUCAUUGUUUCUAUUACUAACACUAACAGUUAUAUAAAAGUAGGUACUUUGCUCAGUAAAAAAUUGGAAUGUUUUAUAUUUCUUUUAUUAAGCAUGCUAUUAUCCAAGCAUAGUAAAUAAUGUGUCUUAAAAAGAUCAAAUAACAUUUAUAGUAGAGGAAGUAUUGUUAUGGCUAGCAUGAAUGUAAUGGUGAUACGAAGAAUCAUUUGUCUUGUCAUGAUAAUAAUAAAAUGAUUAACAAUUAUGGGA